Insectozyma verbasci is the source of this 1749-nucleotide messenger RNA. Lineage: Eukaryota; Fungi; Ascomycota; Pichiomycetes; Serinales; Debaryomycetaceae. The record is from the annotation of a GenBank genome assembly.
AUGUUUUCAAUUAAAAGAACUAGUACGUUAGCUAAAUCUGUAAGGUUUAAUAGUCUUAGUACUAGAAGAGUACAAAGAUUUAACUAUUUCAAUUUUGCAAUUGGUACUUCUUUCAUUUUUGGGUUGGGGUAUUAUUUACAUCAACAAAAUUUGAUUCAUAAUGAAGAACAACAAAAAUUAACAAUUGCUCCUUCUGUUUUACCAUUAUCUAAAUUAUAUCCUCCUAAAUAUUGUGAUGAAGAACAAUUCAAGGAAGGGUUAGCUAAAAUUGUUGAAAUUGUCGGUAAAGAAAAUGUGAAUUCGGAUUCGGAAGUUUUGGCUCAAUACAAUGAUUCUUUUUAUUCUACUCAUCAUCCACCAGAUCCAAAUAAACAAAGACCAAGUGCGGUUGUCAAACCAGGUUCUACUGAGGAAGUGUCCAAGAUUAUGAAGAUUGCAAAUGCUUACGCAAUUCCAAUUGUCGCAAAUUCGGGUUUAACUUCAAUUGAAGGUCAAUUUAUUAAUACUCAAGGUCCAUUAUCAAUCUCCGUUUCGUUUGCAAGAAUGGAUAACAUUAUCGAAUUACAUCCUGAAGAUUUAGAUGUUGUUGUACAACCUGGUGUAGGUUGGCAAGAUUUAGAUGCAUAUUUACAAGACUCUGAAGAAGGUUCACAUUUAAUGUUUGGUCCAGAUCCAGGUCCAGGAGCUUGUAUAGGUGGUAUGAUAGGUACUAGUUGCUCGGGUACUAACGCCUACAAGUAUGGAACAUGCAAGGAAUCGAUUAUCAAUCUUACUGUUGUUUUAGCCGAUGGCACAAUUGUCAAAACUAAACAAAGAUCAAGAAAAUCAUCUGCUGGUUAUGAUAUGACUCAUUUAUUCAUUGGAAGUGAAGGUACUUUAGGUUUAGUCACUGAAGCUACUUUAAAAUUACUGGUUAGACCAAAGAAAGAAUUAGUUUGUAUUGCUUCAUUUCCAACAAUUAGAGAUGCUACAAAUGUUGCUUCAAAAGUUAUUUCACAAGGUAUUCAACCAAAUGCUAUGGAAAUAUUAGAUGAUAGAAUGAUUUCAUUUGUUAAUAAAACUUCAGAUACAAAUUUACCUGAAAAGCCAACUUUAUUUUUCAAAAUUGGUGGUCCCUCAAAAGUUGUAAUUGAUGAACAAAUAAAUACAAUUGAAAAUUUAACUAAGGAAAACAAAGUUGUUGAAUUCAAAAGAUCUACUGAUGAAGAUGAAAAUUUAUUAUUAUGGCAAGCUAGAAAAACUGGAUUUUGGUCAAGUUUCGAAUAUGGUAAAACUAUAUUGAAAGAUAAAGAUGAUGUUCAAGGUUGGGGUACUGAUAUUGCGGUUCCAGUUUCAAAAUUACCUGAUAUGAUAAGUGAUACUAAUGAUGAUUUAUUAAAAUCUGGUUUUAAAGAUCGAUUUGCAGUCAUGGGUCAUAUUGGUGAUGGUAAUUGUCAUUUUAUAAUUUUGUAUAAUACUCCAGAUUACCAUAAAGUUCAACAAGCAGUAGAUAGAAUGGUUUUUAAAGCUAUCGAUUAUGAAGGUACUUGUACUGGUGAACAUGGUGUCGGUGUUGGAAAAAGAAGAUAUCUUGUUAAAGAAUUAGGACAAUCUACUAUUGAUUUAGAAAGACAAAUUAAAUUAGCAUUAGAUCCAAAAAGAAUUUUGAAUCCUGAUAAAAUAUUCAAAAUUGAUCCUAAUGAUACUUUAGAAAAACAAUUAGAAGGUGGAAAAUUACAUGAUUCACAAACUGCAGCACAUUUACAUUAA